CGCUGCUUCCUGUUCGGCCGUGCCUGCGUGCCGCUCGCCCCAGCUCCCAGCUAUGGCGUCUGGCCGAGAGAGCUUCUCUCAUCUCCUCCCUGCUCAAUCUCCAGCCACGCGCCCUCCAGUUCUGAGCUCCUCUGCGCGCGCGAAGUCCUCUGCGCCGCACCCUGAAGCCCCCUGCUCGGCGCCCGAGAUCCCUCCCAUGGCCGGUGUUCGGUCCCUGCGCUCGUCCGACCGAACUCCCUGGCCAUCGCGCUUGCCGUUUCCCCACGCGCAGGAAUUCACCAGUGUUCGGUCCGCGCGCAGCCUCCCUCCCAGCUCAGCCGCCCAUCUCCAUGGCCAGAGCUCCUUCAUCUCCCUCCUCUCAGCGUCUUCUCCGUGCUCCCGCUCGGCUCCACCCAUGGCCGGAAUCCCCUUCCUGCCGAGCUCCCAUGGCGGCGCCCAUCCCCUGCUCCCUCCAGUUCUCCCUACCACGCCCACCGCCGGUCUAUGCGCGCGCGCUCUGCUCCCAUGCCGCGCGCCCCUGUCCUGUUUCUCUGCGCGCUCAGGUGCCUGCUCACACCCCUGACCAUGGCGCUUGGCUUCUCCAGCCGCGCGUGGUGCGCGCUCCCUGCCAUCGUCGUUCUCUGCCCCGCCGUGGGCAGCAACUUCGUCGAUCUGCACAAAUCCGGUUCGACAAUCGGUUCCGUCUCCGUCGAACUCCUAUUCGCCAUCACGCCGAGCUCCUCAACACUGCCCCAACCCGUUGUCGUUAUUUCAUCGUCUCGUCUUGCUGCCAGUCCCUAUGUGUUGUCUCCGACUGGUGUUUGCGGCGACAAAAGCAUCCCAAGAAGAUGUGGAGAAGCAAUCCCCUAGUCGAUACCCAAGUACUCUGCGAAAGGCCAGAACAAGAAUUGUCGCCAUGUGGAGUUCUAGUUAAUAUGGAGAGAUUCCAAGAAUUGUGGAUGGAAGAGAGAGUGAAGCUCAGUUCAAUGCUCGCCAGGUGCUCGAUCGAAGAUUUUAUUCAGAGACUAUCGACGCUCUCGCAGGCUUUGAGUCGGACUUACUUUAGAUGAGAAAUCCCUGAUGUUUGAGAGAAGCGAGGCCUAUAAGCGCUCUCUUGGGACUCGACCAAAUGUCUAAAUUGGAAAACUGUCAUCGCCCUCGCGGAUAUCGAAUCCAUUCGGUCUUGGUAUGCCAAUUUAUUAAUUCGGCUAAUCGAAUUGGAUUAACUUGACUUGCUAGUCGUAAUAAUUCUUGUGUUUAGCAGAUGCGUCGUGUUCGUGUUAGAUGUUUGCUAAAAUACCUCAGCCCCUUCGCUAAUGUAAUCGUGUGAAAUAAAUGCGUAAUAUGGUGUACCUUAGGUCUAUAAUGCAGAAUAAAUGAAAUAUUUAAUUUAGUGGGAUUUAUGUUGUAUAAUAAUUGAGAAUAGUAAUUCUAGAAGUUAAUGCAAUGAUUUCU
Molecule: messenger RNA, 1434 nt
Organism: Zea mays
Lineage: Eukaryota; Viridiplantae; Streptophyta; Magnoliopsida; Poales; Poaceae
Exons: 1
Coding region: 330-1049 (239 amino acids)
Source: RefSeq, marked predicted